Molecule: messenger RNA, 249 nt
Organism: Symbiodinium pilosum
Lineage: Eukaryota; Dinophyceae; Suessiales; Symbiodiniaceae
Source: the annotation of a GenBank genome assembly
GACGGCAGCGUUCGGAAAGGUGGCUGGAAGAUCUGCCUCCGAUCUCCUGCCCGGUCCAAUCUUAAUGCGCAGCCUGAUCCCGCGGUGGAGCUGAAACUGAAGGCGGACCUCAUGAAGAACCACACCCUGGACGAGGAAGCCUCGAAACUGAAAGCCGCGAAGCUUAAUGCGAAAGCCGCGAACGAGAGUGAGACCGGGAACUCUGGCCACUCAAGGCUCUUGGCAGCCAUGCCUGACGUUUACGCCUAG